AUGAACAUUAAAAUAGUCAUUGCCGCAGCUCUAGGAGGUCUCCUAGGACCUCGCUCUCGUGCUGAUCGCUCCCUCAUCAACCCGGCAAUUGGGGAGAACAGAGUGGUGCUUUACAGUGGGAGCUUGCCGCCUGAGGCAGCCGAUAAGGACCUGGUUACUUUGCGGUUUGGCGGGGAGUCUGAUGCCGCUGGUGGUCUGUUUGUAUGCACAUGGGGCAAGCAGUCGGAUGACGAUGGUAACGCUCUGCAGCGAAGUGCCGAAGCUCGGCUCUCGGCAGCAUACAGCCAUCAACCGCUGGGUUGGUGCACUGCGAUGCCUGGUGGUGGGGAGUUCUGUCCUGGCCAGUCGGUGACUGUAGACUUCCUCAGAGCGGAACCUGUUGGGAAAGUUGACCUACUAAGGGACGGGAGCGUCCAGAGGGAAUACAAUACCCCUGGGAUGAACGUCAAAGAGCUUUGCCGAUGUGAUCGGAAUGUGACUUCUAUCGCUAAGGAGAACUUUGACGUAGAAAGUCUAUGUGUGCCUGGUCGGAGGGAACAACUCGGCGAUGGUACGCUUCUCACAAUUGUGGAAACCAACCCCGAGAAGGACCGAUAUGAAGUCGCCGAGGAAACAGAGGAUGGCGAGAAGAGACGACAUACUCUGAGCUACAGGGAGCUCAGCAGCAUACUCGGAGUUCAAUGCUCUGGGAAUGGCGUCCCAGGGCAGUACUUUAGACUAGCCGACGUUGCAUUGAGGGAAGGGACCACUGAGGUCACGACCGAGUCCGUCGCCUGUUGUCCGACCUCAGAGCUUGGUCCGCCUGAUGAGGCUCUGAUGACCCUCUUGGCCCCCCUUGCUGGGACAUGCCUGCACUACGCCUCGGGUGAGCAGGUAUGGGAGUACUGUCACCCUCUGAGUCUACGGAUCAUGCUUGGUCUUACUCCUGACACGGCACGGGCGGUGGACUUGCUGGGUUCUGUUGAUGGCAUCGAGUACAGCCCUGAUAAUCGGGAGGUUGUAGUGGAGGGAGUUGGUGAGGCUCUCAGCGCGAUACAGAUGGACAUGUUGGUGAGGUUACCGGGCAGUAGGCAGCCCUUGAAGGGGGUGGGAGGCAUCUUCAACCCUCCUUGGUUUUUUAACAUCUCUGCGGCACCCGUUGCCGUUCCUGAUGAAUCGGACAGCGGCUGUAAGCCUUUCGAGGCCCCUGUGGCUGCUAGGAUCGCUGAGAAAAGGGGCAUUCCAUGGAUAGCAGUUGCCCGACGGGGGGUUUGCUUUUUCCAGAACAAGACAGUGAACGCUGAGGCUGCUGGGGCCUCUGGCAUCAUCGUUGUGAAUUCCAAGUCGUCCAUGAUGGUUAGAUGGAUGGACGGCAUGCCCGACGCUGAGAUGCCUUUGAUACCGACAGCUCUAGUGGGGUACGAAGGCGAACUGCUGAUGACCAUGAACGACCCGACUACCAACGAUUUCUCUGUCAAUGACCCGGAACAGAUUGUCCUCACUAAAGUGGGCUCAGCCGAGGAGAAGAUACGAACCCGUGUCUCCUUUGUGUGUGACGACGACUUUCGCAGUGUAGAUGUGAAGGCGACUUCAACGUGUCGGCCUGGGGAUGGGGUGACGCUGAAUAGGCCGGCAGAGGCACCUAGGCCGGCUAUUGUGAAGGAAGUUAUGGGAGGAGGUAUGCUGAAGGUUGACACUAUUGAGGACGAUGGAGUGACGCCAAGGAGAGGUCGCCUUAUACACAGUGGAUAUGCCUACAAGUCCCCUGGUCGGCCCUGCGUGGCUGUCGGUGGCAAUGCUAUUAUCGAUGCUAAAGUGGGCGAACAGGGUGUUGCCGAUGUGCGGAUACACUCCGAGUUGCUAUGCAGUCACCCUGCAAUGCUGAAGCCUUGGCGCAUGGAGUAUGCGUGGAAGUGCUAUGCUCAUGGCCCCACUGUGGCCUCUCCUAUAAGGGUUCCGAAGGGCCAAUCUGAAGUCGACUGAUAUUUGGUCUACUGCAUCGUUACUGUAUUACUACUAGUGUA
Perkinsus marinus ATCC 50983 is the source of this 2003-nucleotide messenger RNA. RefSeq lists its product as hypothetical. The coding region runs from base 1 to 1962 and encodes 653 amino acids. Lineage: Eukaryota; Perkinsozoa; Perkinsida; Perkinsidae. The transcript has 9 exons. The record is from RefSeq and is a predicted model, not a curated record.